CGCAUGGCGUCCGACGCCAUCUAACGACUGGCAUUCCUGCUCGCUCCCGCUGGUAAAACCAGGGGCCAUCGUGUCGAAGAAAGCGCGGAACUCUCCCUCGGCUCGCUCCCGCUCUCUGGACUCUUCCUAGUUUCGCGAGUUCGCGCGUCGCGUGGUACCCCCAGCUUCCUCGCGGUAACAACGUCAUGGCGCGAGAGCGCCGCGCGAAAUGAUAGACGCGCGACCGGGCUCCCUGCGUCGUGCCGGCCAAGCGUUCUAAUAGUUGAGUGCGUACGGCCCUCUAACCCGUGUGUGUUGGCACACGCACGAGAGAGAGCAGCGGCGGUCAACCUCCCGGACGGGACCCCACUGGCGGCGGAUUCCUGCGCGAACGGCCGGCCACCCACGGCUCGCACCUCGCGCUGCGAAUAAUACAGGUACAUCUGCAACUUCCAGCCACUCCAUGCUUCCCAUGAAUGCCAUGGCACAGAAAGUGGUACCAGGAUCAGAGUCCGGAUCGAUGAAACCCUUAACAGGGACCGGACUAAGCUAUGUCACCCUACAACCACCCAGUCAACCGCUUAGUCUGGUGCAGGAUCAUAGACCAUCGGUGUACCAGACACCACCUUAUAUCGGUAGCAAUGUGGAGGAACCAGAAACUGAAAAAUUGAUCCCCAAUGGUGUGGAGAUUACAAAGACGGAAACGGAGCAAGAUGUGCCUGCUGUUACAAAACAAACUGAAUCCAAUAGAAACAACAAUUUAAGUCCUGAAAAUCCUGUACAAGAGCAACCAUGUGAAAUACAACCAGAACAAGUUCUGACAUCUUUAAUGGAUUUUCCAUUGAAUACUCCGUUAAGCACACCGGCACAAAAUAAAGUUGAAGAAAAGAAGGCUCCUGUAAAUAACGGAUCAAAAGAAUCAGACGGUAAAGCCGUUAAUACACCUGUACAUAUAAAACAAUCUCCACAUAAACCAGAAGAUGUACAAGCAAAGAAUGAAGUUCCAAAGGCCAAACCUACAAAUCAGAAUUUGAAAGUACCAAACGAUAAUGUUGCUACAACAUUAACUAGUACAUAUAAACCUGACGCAAAAGUCACUACCUCUCCAAAGACAACUAAACGAAAAUCUAGAGAAUUGAAAGAUUUGAAAGCAGCAUCUGCUAUAGUUACUGAUGGAGCAAGUAAACCCAAAAGGAACCGGAUUCAAACGCAACCCUAUCAAAGUCCAUUACCAGAAAUUGCUUUAUUGGUCAAAAGCCUCAAUAAAACUCCAGGUUCUAAAGCUGCUGAUGAUAAACUUAUUGUAUUUUAUAAAAACGAAUUUUUGGCUGUGAGGAAUGCCGAGGGAAGUUUUUAUGUUUGUCAAGCGAUGCAAAAUAUCUACAAAUCAAGCAGACGUAUUCGCAUACGUUGGCUAUCUCAAGAUAAAACCAACGGGGAAUUCUAUUCACCAGAUUUUUAUGAUACCAUAGAUUUUGAUUGUAUAUUAACAAAUCUGAAUCUAAACAAGGUCGACAAGUCUAAAUUCUGGUUAACACGAAUAGAACUGCUACGUACAGAAAAUAUUUUGAAACGAGCUAUCGAUGUUGAGGCUGGAGUCUCUGAAAAACCUCGAGUUACAGAGGAGCAUCCUGAUGGCUUGGAUUUGUCUCUUUACAAAGAUGAGUCGCAGCUGAAGAGAAGAAAAGGCUUGCAUAAUGACAAGCCUCAACGUAAAAAAUCUAAACAAAUCGCAAGUUCUACGGAUGAUGACGCGGACGAUGAAGAAUUGGAUCGAAAUCGAAAAACAUCCAAGACAAGCCGUUCAAAGAAACAAUCGGUUAAUAAGGCAUUGGCGAUUGCCAAAUCCGUCGCGAAAAAUACUAGUAGAGCGGAGAGAGCACUCAACAGAAGCACAAAAUCUGGCAAUAGUUUAGGCAACGAUGUUGUCACUACUACUGCGGUUACAACUACUGCUACCAUCACCACUACUGUUACUGCUGCUCCAGCGAUUACUACCGCUAGCGCUGCUGCUACUGCUGCUGCUAGUGUUACUACUACUAGUACAACAACCGUCAAUCCCACCAUCAACGUUUCCGCGGCAGAUGCCAAAAAUAAUCCAGAAUUGAAGAAAUUGGACUUGAAAAAAAAUGGCAAACAACAAAGUAACAAUAGCAUCAGGGGAAUUCCAAGAACAAAACUCGGAGGUUCUGCUCAAGCUAUACAACACGCCAGUAAAAUGGCAGGGCGUCCGAAGCGCGUAGCCGCUACCACCGGCGUUCUCUCGAGCGAGGAGGCGCCUUCUCCAAGAAAGAAACCGCGCGGUCGAGCAUAAAACUAACUUAACGUUGCUUUUUUAUGCUAUAGUUACAGCUGAGUCUGUAUCGUAGGCAAUAUGUACGUGUGGUACACUUCUUGAAAUUGCAAUCAAUUUGUUAUGUAAUAUAUACAUAUAUACGGAUUUCAAGAUUCUUAAAUGUAUCAUGUGUUGCGAUAAUAUUAUAGUUCAAUGAUACGGGAUCAACGACUUGUAUCUCUGAUUCGUCAAGUCGCAUUUGAAAAAAAAAAGAAAAGUUAAAAGUUAAAGAUAAGAAAAAAAAACUCAGAGAUUUAUGCGAGUGAUAUUGUGAUAUCAUACAAAAUUUGUACAUAUCGUCUACGUCUCAGACUCCUUCAGAAGAAGAAAGUCACGGAAUGUAUGGGAAUGGUACCUUGAGUUGAGUAAUAACUAAUCUACAGGGUGUCACAUACUAAUGCACUCUUGCAAUAGUCUAUUUUUGAUGUUGUGAGUGAACCGUACGUGAUUCAGUUAAUUUUAAUGUACACUUUCCAUUGGAUAUGAAUAUAUACACUAUGUACAAAUAUACAUGUAUGGGAGGGGUGGAAAUUAUAUGUAUUCUGUAAAACAGAAAAAAGAGAGAUUAAGAUACCGAGAAAUGAAAAAUAGUAUCGACAAAGAAAACGAGAAUAAUCCCGAUUAUUACCGAUCUCCCGAGCUAAUCUUCGAUCGAUCGGUAAAGGAUCUCGAAGUACAAUAUAUUACUGUACAUUAUGCUGAAUCCUUGCUGUUAAAAAAAAUAGCACGUAAAAAUGGUCCAGCGCCUAUAUAAAGACAGGCAGAGUAAAGUGCCCUGAAUUGUCUCCUUGUCAAAUCAAGGAUUCGCGAAAGAUUCGCGAAAGAUUCGCGAGCGGAAAGUAGCACGUUGCUUAUAGUUUCUUGAAUGCACUUGCGGCGGCCCAUCAUUGUAAAAUCGCAGGGUUCAUAUUAAAUAAAGAGAGAGAGAGAGAGAGAACGAGCGAGCGAGCGAGCGAGCGAGAGAGUGGUGCCACAUUAUUACGAUUUAGCCACAUAGAUGUAAUUCUAGAAGAAGUGAAUGAAAGAGAGCACUUAUUUAGAACGCUAAGUCUUGAAUCCAAUUGUAUAAAUUUUUGAUUUAUUUUUAUGUACGUGUUAAUUUUAAUUUUUUUUUCGUCAUUUAUAUCGAAUGACGAAGUGUAUAUUUGAUAAUAUACAUUAGACGA
Messenger RNA from Camponotus floridanus (Florida carpenter ant), 3480 nucleotides. RefSeq lists its product as uncharacterized. The transcript has 7 exons. The coding region runs from base 443 to 2293 and encodes 616 amino acids. Lineage: Eukaryota; Metazoa; Arthropoda; Insecta; Hymenoptera; Formicidae. The record is from RefSeq and is a predicted model, not a curated record.